AUGAUUGGAGGUAUCAACAGACGAUGUUUAAUGUUAAUUCUCUUAAUGUUUAUAGCCGGUCUAUUCUAUGCUACAGUAGGCUUACCUAAUUUUGAACCAGUCCGAUCGAAAACGGACGAAGACUUCCAGAAGAAGCGCAUCUUGAAAUAUUCUAGACCUGCGCAGAGACAUUUGUCUGGAUACAGCGAGGUAGUUAUAGACCUUGAACAAGAAACAGAUGCUCCCUAUGUCAAGUUUGCAUCUGUCUCUGAUACCAAUACCACGAGAGAUCUUCUUCAACACCCCCGGAUUCAAACAUGGUGUCAACGACCAAAUAAUAACCUUUCAGGAACCGAAGGAGUACCUAUAGAUGGAUUCAAAUUAUCAUCUGUGGUCGUCCUCUCUACACCAGGACAUACAGCUUCAUCUUCAGAUACAGUUGGUUGUGACUGGCAAGAGUUCAUCGCAGGAUACAAAGACCAGAAACUUAGCAAUUAUAAGGAGGUAUUGUCCAUACAUAAGAAUAUCAUGAUUAACAAAGGUGGAUUCAAAGUCUACGAACCCAUCUCAACUUCUGGUUGUAAGGACCGAGAGUUGUCGCCCUUAGGUAUAGCCCAGAAUAUCAAAUUAGGUGAAUUUAUUCGUAAAGCAUACAUUCAUGAUCUGAAAACUUUAAAAACCUUAUACAGAGAAUCUGUUUCUUUUGCCAAUUCUGUACAGGAUGUGGCGUCAUAUCAAAGUUCGAUGGCAUUCUUCCAUGGUCUCCUUUGUGAGAAGCAGUUCAUGACAGUGAACAUUCACAAAGUACAUGACAAUUUAUGUAGUAGAGCCUUAGGUCUGAAUUGUAAGUGUCAGACCUUAUCCCAGCAUAGCGAUUUCACUACAACAUUCAAUGAGAAAGAACCGCUGAAGCAAAAUAUAGGUCGUGAAGUGGAGUCUCCUGUCGACUUCCAAAAGUACCGUAAGUACUUACAAGAUCUGUCCCGAAUUUGUAUCGAUGAAGAGAUUUGCGCUGGAUCAAAUUGCAUAGACUCUACAAUAAAUGCAGCUUUACAUAUUUUCAAAAUGGCGGACCAUGCCCUUCUUAACAUAACUAAGUCGCCAUCUUUUAUAGCGAAAGCUCGUUUAUACAGUCAUCCAUUGUUUAUAACCAUUAUUCCAACGCUUUUUGAACCAAAGCAUGAUUUUACUCAUUAUUCAAUCAAAGAAUUUACAUUCGCCAAUCUGUUAGUAGCAUUAGGCAUUCCAGUCCAUUCUGUACCAUCACCAGCGUCUAGAAUCUCAAUAGAAGUCCAUAAGAAAAAGGGAGGUCGGAAGAGAGUAUUCAGGAUCUUGGUGAAUGGACGUGACUUAACUCCCUAUGUAAAAGUUUGCUCUGAAGAGUUCAGUUCGUUUUGUAAUCUUCAGACUCUUCAGAAUCUUAAGAUUUAUAAUUAUGGUCUUGCUUGUGAGAAGUAA
Messenger RNA from Lottia gigantea (owl limpet), 1437 nucleotides. RefSeq lists its product as hypothetical. Lineage: Eukaryota; Metazoa; Mollusca; Gastropoda; Lottiidae. Gene Ontology annotation, molecular function: phosphatase activity. The transcript is spliced from 3 exons. Gene Ontology annotation, biological process: dephosphorylation. The record is from RefSeq and is a predicted model, not a curated record. Bases 1 to 1437 code for a protein of 478 amino acids.